This is a messenger RNA of Nomia melanderi (Alkali bee), 1580 nucleotides long. RefSeq lists its product as uncharacterized. The record is from RefSeq and is a predicted model, not a curated record. Lineage: Eukaryota; Metazoa; Arthropoda; Insecta; Hymenoptera; Halictidae.
UGUUGCCUCUGUGCAAUUGCACGACUGUAAACAUGGACGAGGGAAGAACGUGUUUCGGUGUUUGGUUACUCCGUGUUCCGGUUUUUCGAUCUCGGCGACAGACUUCCAGACUGGACAGCCUUUAAAAAAACUCGAUCCAAUAAGUGGAAUUUUUUUUCCGAGUCUAAUGGCGUGUAAACAUUUCGAUUAUAGGAUAAGUGUGUCGAUCUUUCGCGAGAUAACAAAAGCAUUGUUAAAUGGAAAUAAUAUGAAAAUGAUAAAAUAAGCACAACUAAUCGAUUGAUUUUUGUAUUAGAUCAGUUGGCACACGGUUCGGACCAAUUAUGCGUAAAGUUCACGAUAGAGCGAUGAAGCUGUAGAAGUAUCAUUAAUUAUGCUUCACCGGUGUAACUUUCUAACGGUUCCUACCUACGCCAUCUUCUUGAAAAAUAAUCUAAUAUUGUUCGUCGCAUUGUUUACUUGCGGCGGUCACCAGAAAGGCAAACAAACCAGGCGAAAUUCGAGUUCUCGACACGUCAUAAAUCUGACUCGAUGUUUCCUUAAACCUGAACCAGUGAACAAUAUUUUUACGUCCUGACCUUCGUUUUCUAUGUUUCUAGAAUUUCGUGUGAAUAUCAUUAUCUAUGGUUAUUUCUUUCGCUGGUGUAAUAGUGGUGAAGUAUUUUAUUGUAUAAAGCAUGUUAUUUAUUAGAAUUAGUAAGGUUGAAAAUAUAAACAAUUUAAUAAUGGAAAUAGGAACAUUACGUAGACGAUUACCCUCGCCAUUGAAAUUUUUCAUCACGUCCAUCAUCAUGUGAAUAGAAAUCGUCGAAAAAAUAACGAAUCGGUUCCUCAACUGCCUGAAGAAAAAAAUCCACUUUUCUACGUUUAUCCAUUAUGCAUGCUCAUAAGCGUCGUAUUCGCAAUUCUUUGGCUUUCCACGGACCUUCUGAUGCGCAGACCUAGAAUUGUUCUCAUCGGAUGCUUCACUGCAGCCACUUUGAUGUUUUUGGUCGGAAUAAUGGAAAUGAAGCAUGCCGAUAUAUAUCUUGAUUUAACAGAGAUCAGUGAUGACGAAUUGCUAACACAUCCGGUCUUUAUCCACAAUUUCAUCAUGUGUUUGCUAUCACUCUUCUGCAUGACUGUAUAUCUCAUACAAGGUUGGAUCUCGUACGACUUAUGGCGUUGGAUGAAAGAACAAAAUAUUAGUGAUGUGUCUAACAAUUUGCCAGUUACCGACUCUAGUGCAAACACUGAUACAAGUGAAGUCUUUGAGUCUCGAGCAAAGGUCAGCAGGCGUGAAAGUAAACCGAAAGAGGUGCCUGGUAAAUUAGAUCCAAUACCUGAUUUAGAAAACUUUCCUUCCUUAACGUCGAUGUCACACUCAGUUACCAUUAGCGUAGAUGAAGAACCUGUUAUCUUAUAUUGCUGUUUCAUCGAUUAUUAUAAUUAUAUAAAGUAUCAAGAAUUGAUGAAGAAACCAGUACAUGAAUUUCAGGUUGUUCAUGUCAUGUGAAUCAAGAAUCCAAUAAAACAUCAUGAAUGAAAGAUCAAUUACGAUAUUAUGAAUCAAGUAUCAGUAAGAAUACCAGGAAUCUAAG